GGCGCGGGGGAAGCUCCUCAAUGAGCGCAAUUGGCGCGGGGAGCGCGCGGCGCUGCCGGGGCCGCUCCGCUCCGACCGCUCCGAGCCGUGCCGAGCCGUGCCGAGCCGUGCCGAGCCGCUCCCGCCAUGAUCGCAUCGCACCUCCUCGCUUACUUCUUCACCGAGCUCAACCAUGACCAGGCGCAGAAGGUGGACAAGUACCUGUACCACAUGCGGCUCUCGGACGAGACCCUGCUGGAGGUGUCCCAGCGCUUUGAGAAGGAGAUGGAGAAGGGGCUGGGGGCAGACACCAACCCCACGGCCUCCGUGAAGAUGCUGCCCACCUUCGUGAGGUCCACCCCGGACGGGACAGAGGACGGCGAUUUCCUGGCCCUGGACCUGGGGGGCACCAACUUCCGAGUGCUGCGGGUGAAGGUGUCGGACAACGGGCUGCGCAAGGUGGAGAUGGAGAACCAGAUCUACGCCAUCCCCGAGGAGCUGAUGAGGGGCAGCGGGGUGCAGCUUUUCGACCACAUUGCUGAGUGUUUGGCCAACUUCCUGGACAAGCUGCAAAUCAAAGACAAGAAGCUCCCCCUGGGCUUCACCUUCUCCUUCCCGUGCCACCAGACCAAGCUGGACGAGAGCAUCCUCGUGACGUGGACCAAGGGGUUCAAGUGCAGCAGCGUGGAGGGCAGGGACGUGGUGUCCCUGCUGCGCAAGUCCAUCAAGAAAAGAGGGGACUUUGACAUCGACAUCGUGGCCGUGGUGAACGACACCGUGGGCACCAUGAUGACCUGUGGCUACGAUGACCACAACUGUGAAGUUGGCCUCAUUGUUGGAACUGGAACCAACGCCUGCUACAUGGAGGAGAUGAGGCACAUCGACCUGGUGGAGGGGGACGAGGGCAGGAUGUGCAUCAACAUGGAGUGGGGAGCCUUUGGUGACGACGGGGUGCUCAACGACAUCCGCACCGAGUUCGACCGCGAGAUCGACAUGGGCUCGCUCAACCCUGGCAAACAAUUGUUUGAGAAGAUGAUCAGCGGGAUGUACAUGGGGGAGCUGGUCAGGCUCAUCCUGGUGAAGAUGGCCAAGGACGGGCUGCUCUUUGGGGGAAGGCUCACGCCAGAUCUGCUCACCACGGGCCACUUUGAGACCAGAUUCGUGUCAGCCAUCGAGAAGGAGAAGGAGGGGCUGCAGAAAGCGCACGAGAUCCUGAGCAAGCUGGGGCUGGAGCCGUCGCACGAGGACUGCAUGGCCACGCUGCGCAUCUGCCAGAUCGUGUCCACGCCUCGGCGCUCCGUCACGCUGGCCGCCGGGCCACGCUCGCGCCACAAGGGCGCGGCAAGCUGCGCCCCACCGUGGCGUGGAGGCCCGUGUACAAGAAACACCCCCAGUGAGGACAAGCUGCGCUCCACCGUGGGCGUGGAUGGCUCCGUGUACAAGAAACACCCCCACUUUGCCCGCCGCCUCCACAAGACCGUGCGGAAGCUGCUGCCCGACUGCGAGAUCCGCUUCAUCCGCUCCGAGGACGGCAGCGGCAAAGGCGCGGCCAUGGUGACGGCCGUGGCCUACAGGCUGGCCGCACAGCACCAGGCCCGCCAGAAGAUCCUGGAGCCCCUCAGGCUGAGCCACGAGCAGCUGCUGGAGGUGAAGGAGAGGAUGAGGAUAGAGAUGGAGAAAGGGCUGGGCAAGGAGACGCACGCGGAGGCGACGGUGAAGAUGCUGCCCACCUACGUGUGCUCCACUCCCGAUGGAACAGAAAAGGGAGAUUUCCUGGCCCUGGACCUGGGAGGAACCAAUUUCCGCGUGCUGCUGGUGCGCGUCAGGAACGGGAUGCGGCGCGGGGUGGAGAUGCACAACAAGAUCUACUCCAUCCCUGUGGACAUCAUGCAGGGCACGGGAGAGGAGCUCUUUGACCACAUUGUCCACUGCAUCUCUGACUUCCUGGAGUACAUGGGCAUGAAGGGCGUGUCGCUCCCGCUGGGGUUCACCUUCUCCUUCCCUUGCCAGCAGAACAACCUGGACGAGGGAAUUCUCCUGAAGUGGACAAAAGGUUUCAAGGCCACGGGCUGCGAGGGAGAGGACGUGGUGGGGCUGCUGAAGGAGGCCAUUCACAGGAGAGAGGAAUUCGACCUGGACGUGGUGGCAGUGGUCAAUGACACCGUGGGCACCAUGAUGACCUGUGGCUACGAGGAUCCCUACUGUGAAGUUGGGCUGAUUGUCGGCACGGGCAGCAACGCCUGCUACAUGGAGGAGAUGAGGAACGUGGAGCUGGUGGAAGGGGACGAGGGCAGGAUGUGUGUCAACAUGGAGUGGGGGGCCUUUGGGGACAGCGGCUGCCUCGAUGACAUCCGGACAGAGUUCGACAUGGCCGUGGAUGAGCUGUCCCUCAACCCUGGCAAGCAGAGGUAUGAGAAGAUGAUCAGUGGGAUGUACCUGGGGGAAAUUGUCCGCAACAUCCUGAUGGACUUCACCAAGAAAGGGCUGCUCUUCCGGGGACGCAUCUCGGAGAGGCUGAAGACCAGAGGCAUCUUCGAGACCAAGUUCCUGUCCCAGAUAGAGAGCGACUGCCUGGCCCUGCUGCAGGUGCGCUCCAUCCUGCAGCACCUGGGCCUGGAGUCCACCUGCGACGACAGCAUCAUCGUCAAGGAGGUGUGCACGGUGGUGGCGAGGCGCGCGGCCCAGCUCUGCGGCGCCGGCAUGGCCGCCGUGGUGGACAAGAUCCGCGAGAACCGCGGCCUGGACUUCCUCAAGGUCACCGUGGGCGUGGACGGGACGCUCUACAAGCUGCACCCUCACUUCUCCACGGUCCUGCAGGAGACAGUGAAGGAGCUGUCCCCCAAGUGUGAAGUGACCUUCCUGCAGUCGGAGGACGGCAGCGGCAAAGGCGCCGCGCUGAUCACGGCCGUGGCCUGCCGCAUCCGCGAGGCCGGCCAGCGGUAGAGGGAAGCAGGUUUGCCCCAGAGCUUGGUUUGAGCAGAACAGGACGUUUCCUCACCCAACCCCUCCCUCCUCCCUCUGCACACACUCACACACCCCCUCCCCUCCAAGCAGACUCGUAGCUUUACUCGUUCUCCGGGGCACCACGGCGGGACUGGAGACGCCGUGGGCUCUGCCAAGUGUUGUCGUAGGAGUUUCCUUGCAUGCCAUAAAACCAGCUGUCGAGUAAAGCUCACCGUGACUUUUGGCUUCUCCCUGCAUUUCCAGGUGGAGCUGGAGCUGUCCCACCUCCGUCACACCCCAGCUCUCCUCCCACCACUGGCCCUCCCCUAGCAGCAGUAGGGAUAACACUCGGAUAAUUCAGACACUGCAUUGUCACUUUAACAGAACCUAUUUAUGUGUGUCGGAGCCGUAGCUGUCCGUGCUGUAGAAGCAAACCUCUAAGAUUGGGCUAAAGACCUCCACUAGUCUUUUACCCUGAUCAAGGCUGUAUUAUUUCCAUGAAAGUCAUGGUAACUCUUAAAGCACAGGGUGCAGAGUUCCACAGGCGUGGCUGUGGCUGCACUGGAGGUACCACGUACCUCCCUUGGUGAGCGAUCCCAGAGAAGCUGCUGGGACCAGGCUGCUGGGCUCCUCAGCCUUGGUGAGCGAUCCCAGAGAAGCUGCAGGGCCCCUCAGCCCUGGUGAGUGACCCCAGAGAAGCUGCAGGGCCCCUCAGCCAGCCCCAGCAGAGCACGUGCCUGGAAAUAAUUGGGGACUCAGGGUCUGAUCCCAUUUCCUGACCUCUCCCCCACACCCUGAGCAGUGUGUAGGAACGUGGCGUGUGUAGGGUCGUGUUUCCUUCCCUGGUGCACGCGUGGGCUCCAGGAGCCACGGGUCAGUGUCUCCCCUGCCAAGCCCCAAGCCCGUGGCCGUGUCUGCCCUUGGCGUGGAGAGUCUGGUUUGCUUUGUCUGUGAAAUAGUUCUGCGGCUGCAGCCUUUAGGUGGCACCUGAUUUAUACACUGUAUAUUUAUGUUUUAAGAGAUCUGAUGUCUUUUUAUGUACAUAGUCUUGGGGGGGUUGUAUCAGUUUUAAUGUCACCUUUUCAUGUUGUCAAAGAAGAGUACAGAGUAAUUAUUUUCUUCUUUUUUUUUUUUUCUUCUGUCGUGUAAUUUUUUUUUUUAAUUUAAAAUUUUCUUGGGGUAGACUGGAGAAAGAGACCCAAAUACCUGAGGAACUGUUGUACAAGAGGUUUGGGCAUUCUGACUUUAUCACCAGGACAAAAGGGAAGGCGGAAAGCCAGGGCGUGCAGGAGCGGCGGGGCCCUGCGGUGAUGCUGUGGGCUUCAGGCUGGGUUUAACCUUAGGAGAGGUUUUGCUUUGUCCCCUGCCCUCCCCAGCUGUGCUCCAGGUCACAUCCCUGGGGGGUGACAUAACCCAGGGCCCUGCAGGUCCCCCUGUGCCCGCAGCAUCACCCGUGUGCCAUGGCCCAGUGCAGGGAUCCGUUUUUGCCAACAGAAAACUCUGGAUGAACUAAAAGCUGCAGGUCUCUGCCUCAGGGAGAGGAGGCAGACAGAGGGUGGGGGGGUUUUCUGUAAAUAUUUAGAAGAAGUUAAUGAAAUUUCAGUGAUGUACAAAAAAAAUUAUAACUAAUAAACCCCACAAACAGCCCUUCAGAUUGGAGGAUAGAGUUUUGUCUAUUUUUAUGUAUAUUUUUAUACUGCUUGGGGUAACCUCAUUACCAAAAGUCUCUCUUCUGUGUUGGGGGUCAAGUUCAGUAGCACAAUUUUAAAGGAAAAUUACUCUUUUGGGCAUUUUAAAUGCUUAUUUUUUUAUAAGCCUCAAGACAAUUAUAACAAAUAAAACCUGUGUAUAGAAAUGAUGUAAGAAACCAAGUUUAGUGGAAGUUUUAGAAGCUGUCAAAUAAAUCUUUGAAGGAUGAUACAGAAAUCCUCUAAUCUGGUACCAAGCAGUUUUGUGUGAUUUUUUUUUCCUCAGAAAACCAGCAUUUUGCCUACUGAAAAAUCAAAACAGAAAUCUUUUUAGCUGCUGCACUGUGCAGAGUUGCAUUAGUGCCUGUUGUUACUCUUAGCCAGCUGUGCCCCUGCUGAAAUCCAUAGUGCUUUCAUCUGUUAGUGAGUGAAAUUGUAUAGUUUUGGGGGCAGAAUGGGAAGGAUGGGGAUCUGAGCAGCCCUGCUUUUGAGCAGGGAAAGGACAGGGUGAGAGGGACCUGGGGAGCUGAGGUGCCUGGCCUGGGGCAGGGUCCCCACAGCCCCCUCACCUGCCUGGGGUGAAGGAGGGGCUGCAGCUCACAGGGGUGAGCAGGAUCACCCUUGUGGAUGGUGGUGGAGGAUUUUUGGCUGGGCUUGGUCAGAGGGACCCCCCUGGCUCUCCAAGGCUCCCCUAAUGCUGGGAAGCUUUUGCUAAGACUCAGAAUCAAGCAGGGUCUGGAAUGUUCCCGGUUGAGAGUGUUGCAGGAGAGCUGUGGGUGCAGGCCCAGCCUCCCUGGGGCUGCAGGGGGGUUUGGGGAGCCCCUGGAGGCGUUUGGGAUCCCCAGGGGCACCAACCCUGCAGGUGUUGGAUGUCCAGCCCAGAACCUCACGCCAAAAGCGUCGCCAUGGGAUGUUCUGUGAAUGUGUUUAAAAUGAAGAAGGGAAGAUUAAAUCCUAAUUACUGAUAUGAAGGGAAGAUCAAACGAUUAUCUGUGGGGACAGACGGACAGACUGCUCAGCCUGAUUUGUCUUCCCUGCAGCAACAAGUGCUGCUUUGUGGGUUUAGGAUGGUUUUGUUUUGCUUGGUUGUUCCCAUCUGGAUGCAUUUUCUUUGCUUUCCCGGGGUGCUGGAAUGUUCUCUGGCCACGCAGGCAGCAGGAGCAGAGUCUCUGCCCUUCCCUCCCCGGCAACUCUCCCCUCCUUGGUACUUUGGACAGGAUUUUAUUGGGCUUUUAAAAUGUAUGUACAUCUAUACAAACACAAUCAGCAAAUUACUGAGACUCGCAAGCAGAAUGUGCCUGUUCCCUUCCUGGAGCCCAGGGCUGGGAGGGAGCAGCUCAGUGGCCCGAGGGUAUGAGAGGGGCGCAGAUCUCUGGCCUGGCAGCAGCUCAGGUGCAGUUUGACCCCAGAUAACUCGGUGCCUCCUCUCCUCCCUUAUCAGGCAAUCCAAACCCAUCUGGCUGUCACAGAGAUAAGGGGGUGAAAGGUCCAAGUGCACAGAGGGGAGAGGCGCAGAACGGUGCCAAGUGCACCGUGCAGGGGCUGGGAGGUUCAAGAUAACCACAAAAUAACCUGGAAUUCGGGGAGCCCUCACCCCAGUCCCCUCCAGACACGGAAAAUGCCUGCUUUGGGCAGAUCAGUCGCUUGCUCUGGCACAAAAAUGGGCACGGAAGGCAAAAAGAGGCAAUUCCUGUUCUCAAGGUAAAUUGGAGAGAGGAAAAUUCUUUCUCUUGUGACAUCCCUGACCAGCCUGAAAGCCUUCUGGCCUGAAGCAAAGAAAAUGCACCUGGAUGUGGGCCUGGCUCCGUGCGGGCAGGGGAGUCCUAAAGCCAAAGACUGUGUGGCUGCUGGCAGAAACGAGUGCUGUAGAUUCACCUGAUGUUGUUCUCUCGUGUUUACAAUAUUUAUUUUAGCAAUUGACUGCAAUGAUAUUAUAUAUAGGCUUCCUUAUUUUUGUACUUUUCAUACCUGAGUGUGGUGUUGUACUGCUCAGCUCCCCUCGGCCACCACUGCUGCUCCUCAGUGACAAUAAACCAGAGAAAAACA
Camarhynchus parvulus is the source of this 6656-nucleotide messenger RNA. Its product is annotated as hexokinase-2. The record is from RefSeq and is a predicted model, not a curated record. NCBI's taxonomy places the organism in Eukaryota, Metazoa, Chordata, Aves, Passeriformes, Thraupidae. Bases 127 to 2922 code for a protein of 931 amino acids. Gene Ontology annotation, cellular component: cytosol; mitochondrion. Gene Ontology annotation, biological process: intracellular glucose homeostasis; glucose 6-phosphate metabolic process; glycolytic process. Gene Ontology annotation, molecular function: D-glucose binding; ATP binding; mannokinase activity. The transcript is spliced from 19 exons.